Penaeus monodon (black tiger shrimp) is the source of this 5641-nucleotide messenger RNA. Its product is annotated as nuclear pore complex protein DDB_G0274915-like. NCBI's taxonomy places the organism in Eukaryota, Metazoa, Arthropoda, Malacostraca, Decapoda, Penaeidae. The record is from RefSeq and is a predicted model, not a curated record.
CGGCGGUCGAGGGAACUACAAGCGCGAGGUAAACAAUUUUGAACCAAAUUUGCGAUAUUUUCAAGCCAUGUGUCGCGAUUCCUGACGGUGUGUGCUCUACGUUCAUUCCGUGGUUGCCGGAGGAACCAGAGAAGGAGAGAAGAGCGAAAUACCUCGGUUUUAUAGCGCAUUUCCUGUGAUUUCCGACCCGAAAUACACUGUCCCUUCAAACCCACUGUUAGAGGAACUGCUUGUUGAUUUUUUCACUGUUGUUUUUUCGCUUCUUCUCCUGCCCGGAAGGUGAACGUGAGUGGGUAUUUCUCCUUCUGCGUGUGUUUAAAGGCCCGGUGUGCACCUCUCCUUUAGGCUGUGGAGUGGUGUGGAUCCCUUGGGCCUUUUAAACACGCCUUCCCAGACAUGUUCCGAUCAGCAUGUGAUUUCUUGGGGGUAGAUAACAACAGUGAUGGAGACUCUUCCAAGGAGAACUCACCCAGUGCCCUCGUCAAUGGGCAGUAUUCUUCUUCGUCGUCGUCCUCUGCGGCCGUGGUUGGCAGUGGGGGGUCUCCUUGGGGUCGCACACUCACCCCCCGUCCAGCCUCCACUCAGGGCUCUGUUCUACCCCAGAGGUUGUCGAUGGGCAAUGGCGUGACGGCCUCUCCGGUGUCCUCGUCAACCAAGCAGAAUGUGCCAUGGAAUGAUUUGAGUUUUGCUGCAGAAGUUUUAAGUCCAGGUUUUGCAAGCAGAGUAGUUAGAGAAGCACAAGCACAUAAUGGAAGAAGUCCAGGAGAGAACCGCAGACAAUAUCCAACAGCACAAGAAAGAUACGUUCGAGCAGGUGUGCUGCCAAAUGUACGGCUUGGAGGGCGCACAAAGGCAGUCCUCAGUCCAAGAAGACCACCUACCUCCCCACUCCUCCCUCUUGGCCGAUCUACAGCCACUUUCACAUCGUCACUCUCUUCUGAUUUCUUGUCUUCAGCAACGCCAAGAGAUUACCUGGAGGAGACCCAGAAUCGAGGGAGCAAUAGUACUCCGAAUGGUGGGGGUGAGAAACGUGCUCUGGACCUCAGUCCUGGGGCUCAGUCUAACACCCACCAGUUAAGCCCAGAGAACAAGAGGCGUUGUGUGCUUGAUCCCAUGAUGGCUUCAUUCUCCUCAUCGAAGCAUAUGGAGCUAAGAAUGUCUCAGGGUAGUGGAAGAGAGACCCCAUUCUCCAUGUAUGAUUCAAGACGGGACACAGAUUCUGAAAGCAACCGCAGUGUGGAUUCAGGACAGUCCAAAGCCUCUGAACAAUCCCUACACCAGCAGACAAGUGAGGCCACCGGCGGAGACUCUUGCAUGAUCAGUCCAGGACCCUCAGAACGUGACCCAUCUGACCGCUCAGGCUCACAUACACCCCAAAGCACACGGGGAGAGAGUUGCAAUGGAACAGGGGGGACAGCAAACACUUCUCGUACAUCUACCCCUAGAAACCCCACUCCACCAAGACCCACUCACGUCAUAUCUUUAGAAGCAUACAAAGCAGAGAAGGCCAAGAGUCAGCAGAGACUCAAGAAGAUGCUGGGUAUGCUUUUCCAUGUUGAUGAAAAUGAAGAGAGUCAAUCAUCAAAGUCUGGAAGUGUAUCUCAGCCAACACCAUCCACAUCCUCUACACUAGCAGCAACAUCUAUAGACACUGUAGGAACUUCAACCACAGUAAGUUCUGUAUUGAGGACUACUGCUCCAGACGAAGCAUCAACAAGUGUGUCAAGUAGUACCACUACAACAGCUGAGACAGACAAGAAUGAAGUGACCACAACUUUCACAUUCUCUCUCAAACCACCAUCUACCUCUGUAGUAAAUAAAGAAACUGAUACAGUAAAGACAACUGAAUCAGCUGGGGAUGAGGGUGGCAGUAAUGUUUCAGUGACAGCAGUCUUGAAGCUUCCUCCCCCAGCCAGUAGUGAUGUUACAAGCCUUAGCACACCAACUGUAUCCACAUCUUUUACUGCUGUUACUCAAUCAGCCAACACACCCACUGCUGUAACAUCUUCAUCUGUAGUAGCCAAAAAUCCUCUCUUAGCUGGUGCAACCUCAAGUGAGUCUGCAUUUGCACCCCUGAAACCUGGUUCAGAUUUGAGUCAGAUAAGUGGCAUAAUGCCUCUGACAGCACCAUCUAGCACAGCUAGUGAACAAACCAAUCAAGGAAUGUUUAGUUUAGGGAGUACCUUAUCAAAGACAGCAUCUCAGGUCAGUUCUGGUACAGCUGUGUCUUCAGCCUUCACUUUUGUUGUUCCUGGUUCUAACAAAUCAUCCUCGAUUACUUCUGCAGUUAGUCCAGCAAGUGCAACAGAUGGUAAAAAUGUAGAAAACCAGCAGGAAAAACCUAAAGUUCCUGGUGCUUUUACUUUUGGCAGUCAAGCUGCUCCUGCAAAUACAAGCACUAAUAGUCAAGGAGUAUUUGCUGCUGCUGAUCCAAAAACAUCACAGGGAUCAUCUGCAGUGCCUCCUGCAGUGCCUCCUGCAAGCUCAUCUUCUCCAUUUACCUUUAGUGCUGGAAGUGAUGCAGUAUCUGGUCAGAGCUCUACAUUCACUUUUGGUCCCAAAACUACUCAGACUGAGGCUUCCACACCAAGUCUUGGGUUCUCUUUUGGAUCCCAAGACUCCAAAGCACCAGCAACUUCAACUCUGACUUCAGGAGCUCAGACAACUUCCGUAGCUUCAGGUUUCAGUUUUGGAACAUCAUCUGGUCCUACUGUUGCUACAACUUCUGCCCCUGCUCCAGGAGGUUCAUCUGUGUCUGCUACCUUUACUUUCAGUCAGGGAUCUGCUGCCCAGACAUCUGCACCUAACACAAGUUUCAAUUUUGGAUCAAGUAUAGCACCACCAACAACAGUCACAACUACUGCAACAAGUUCUCCUUUCCAGUUUGGAGCUCCAGAUCCUAAAUCAACAACCACAGCAACAAGUAUACCUUCAUUUACCCCUAGUACACAGAGUACUUCAUCUUCAAGCUCCUUAUUUAGCUUUGGAGCAUCAGCAAAGGCUACACCUGCAGCCACAUCAUCUAGUUCUCCAUUCAGUUUUGGAACAAUGAAGGCAAGCAAUCCUCCCUCUUUUGGUGCCAGUGUUGAUACAGCAAAACAAGCUACACCAAGUGGAGCAUUUACUUUUGGUUCUACCCCAGCUGCUACUACCACAGCUACAUCAUCCCCUGGUUUCAACUUUGGAUCAUCUGCAGGAGCUACAGCUGCACCCACAUCAACAUCAACAUCAGCAACCUUCAACUUUGGAUCUCCAGCAGUGUCACAGGCUUCCUCUGCUUUUCAGUUUGGAUCUACAGAUAAGCCUGCUCAAGUUGCUACAACAUCAAGCAGUCCAUUUUCAUUUGGUAGUACUGCCAGUAAGCCUCCUAGUUUCGGUGCACCAACAAGCCAAACACAGUCACCAUUUAGCUUUGGUUCAAAUGCUGCUACUGGUUUGGUUCUACUACAGGACAGGGCUUUGGUGCUCUGCCAACAAAUACUCAAGGUUUUGGAGCACCAACAACAAAUCCACCAGCCUUUGGCUCAACUACAAGCACAGCAGCAUUUGGUACACCAAAAACCACCCCUUCAUUUGGUGUACCAACAACAGCACCCCCAGCAUAUGGUGCAACAAGCAGUCAAACAAGCACUCCUUCAUUUGGAACUGUAACGAGUCCUCCAUCAUUCGGGGCACCCGCAACAAGCACCCCAGCUUUUGGCUCCACCACAAGUACUCCAGCCUUUGGAUCAACUGCCAAUCCUCCUGCUUUUGGAGCACCAGCAACAACUGCCCCAGCCUUUGGAUCACCAGCACCCAGCUUCGGUAGCACAGCCACAAGUGCAACAUCUCUAUUUGGUUCAUCUACAGGCUUUGGCUUUGGAGGAGCUCAAGGGGGCAGCAAGGCAAGUACCCCAGCAAACCCCUUUGAAACAGCACAGGGAGCAACUUCGCCUUUUGGAAGCACAAAUGCUUUGCCUUCCAGGCUUCACAGACUCCUUCCUUUAACUCCCCAGCCUUUGGGAGUAGCUCUACACCAAAUGCCAAAAGCACACCAUUCCAGUUUGGUCAAACAGCAGCUAGUCCUCCAUCGUUUGGUGCCACACCUGCAACAGGAGGGACAGCUCCUCCAGGAGGGCCGGUGUUCCAGUUUGGCAGUGCCAACCCACCUUCAUUCAAUGCAGGGGCGUUUAAUUUUGGUGGACCGUCUAUGCCAGGGGAUACUCAAAACAUUUUCAGUGUGGGUAACAACCCAGCCUCUUCAGCUCCAAGAAGAACACGGGCAAGGGCUCCAAGACGACACCGCUAGCCAACUCACACUUGAUACCCAGAUAAUGAUAAUGAGGCGACUCUUCAUCCUUUGUUACUGAUGCCCUUUGGACCUUCCUUCAAAGCUGUUCCUGCCCUAUGGUUCUUGAGGGCAGGAUCAAAAUCAGAGCCUGUGCAAAAUGUACAGACUUCUCUUUAGGGCUGCAACAUGAUGUGGCUUCCUUUUUUCAGCUCUGGAGAAACUUGUAAGCACACUGGUUAUAGGAGUGUCAAUUAUGUGCUUGCUUAACAUGGUCUGCUUACUGUGAAAAAGGAAAUGCAAGUGUAUAUUUAACCAAGGUUGACAAUAUUACCUAAUGGGAAUCCGUAAAUGAAAGCAUUAGUAAUCCAUAUCAUAUCAAAUAAAUGUAUAAUAUUGUAUGUGUGUGUUAAUUUGUUAUUGUGAACACUUUGCUGUAAUUCAGCAAAGCUUUACUAUGUAUUUUGAAUUAACAUCACUUGACUUUCAUAAACAUCAUAUUUGUCCAACUAAGAAGAGAUGCCCAAAGGUUACCAAGAAUAGAUAUCUUGCUGAACAUUAUCAAGCAAUUUUCCAUAAUUAGAGUAUCAGUUUUGGUGGCAUUAUUUAGACCCAUAGAGCUGCUUCUAGCUAACAAGGGUGUAGGGUCUCAUACUGCAGUGUAAUUUGAGUACUCUUGUAAUUACUCUACACUGAAUAGCAAAUUAUUAUAUCGUAACUCAAGUGUCAUAAGGAAAAAAAAUCCUCUCUUUUCUAUCACAACUAGUUUAUAUGCUUUCAGCCAUUUUCUUGAGCCUGUAUUAUUGUGACACAAAGGAACCUUUUCAAUCUGUUUAACAUCCACCAGAAGGUAAACCAUGAUAGACUAAUAAUUGGGAAUAAUCAUUAUGUAUGUUGCUUUUUUUCUGUACUUUUAUUAUUUUACUUAGCAAAGAGGCACUCCAUACACUUGCAGCCUUUUGCCCUUUGACAACAUUUUGCCUUUUUGUGAUUACAGUGUCAUUGUAAGAGAAACUUAAUCACUGCCCUUUGCAGCUUCUAUUCCAACUGGCCCUGUUAAGUGUGCCACAUUCUCUUGGGUCACUAGCAACAUACUUUAGGUGUUGUGGAUUGUGAAGACAGGGGUUAGGGGGAAGGGGGGUAUGGGAGGAAGUUACCUGUUCCCAGAACUAUUCAUAUUGAUAUUGUAUGUGUUUGGGAUUGCAGGUAUUAGAGGAAUUUAAGUGAUUAUAUGUCAGCCUAUAUGGUAAUUGUACUGUACUACUGACAUUUUUUAGUGUUCAGUUGAAUGAACAAGCAAAAUCACACAAUGUUGCGUUCGGUGCUAACUCGUUACAUAGUCCAUGAAACCUUUUCCUGCUGACCUUAAUAUUA